Molecule: messenger RNA, 1077 nt
Organism: Helobdella robusta
Lineage: Eukaryota; Metazoa; Annelida; Clitellata; Rhynchobdellida; Glossiphoniidae
Exons: 4
Coding region: 1-1077 (358 amino acids)
Molecular function (GO): catalytic activity
Source: RefSeq, a predicted model, not a curated record
AUGUAUAUGUGUGCGUGUUUGUGGUAUAGGGUGCGAAGAAUCUCCGGAAACCCAGUCCAUGAGGUUGUGGUGCAAGGCCCUGUGGAUGGUCUGGCUACUGGCACCCCACUCUAUAGUGUGGCGGUGCAAGGCACUAUAGAUGGAAGGACUACUUGUAGAUCAAUGGGUUGGAGGUUUGGUACCUGGAAUGUAGGCACGUUGACAGGAAGAAGUUUGGAAGUGGUGGAGGAGCUGCAGAGGAGAAUGGUUGACGUGGCUGCAUUACAGGAGAUCAGAUGGAAGGGUGAGGGUACAAGGUUUGUGGGGGCUAAAGGUGGAAGAUAUAAGUUGUGGUGGAAGGGGGAUGAUGGUACGGGAGGAGUUGGUGUGAUGGUAAGAGAAGAGUUGGUGGAGAAGGUGUUGGAAGUGAGGCGGAGAAGCAAUGGUGUAAUUGUGGUGGUGAUGGUGUUUGGAAAAGUAAUAGUGAGGGUGAUAUCAGGAUAUGCUCCGCAACAAAGUAGGAAGGAAGAGGAGAACGAUAGGUUUUAUGAUGAUAUUUCUGACGAGAUUGGGCAAACGGGGUUGGAUGAGUUUGUAGUGUUGUUGGGUGAUUUGAAUGGUCAUGUGGGGGCGGAUGCAGACGAAUAUGAAGAACAUCAGAAACAACAACGGCCACAACAGCACCAGCAGCGACGACAUCCAAGCCAGCAAUCUCGCCCAGAAUUAGGAUAUUUAUUAUUCCGUCCAAUUUCUGUUAAAAACAGCAUCGGCAGUUAUUCAAACAACGCAAACACAAACAACAGCGUUAAAAUCGACAACAACAGCAGCAGCAACAAGAUCAACAACAGCAGCAAGAUCAACAACAACAUGAUUGACAACAAAAACAACAACCACAACAACAAGAUCAACAACAACAACAUUUGCAACUGCAACAAAAACAGAAAUAAAAACUUUUAUACAGAAAACAGAAGUUUUAACGAUAAUUGUGAUAACACCAUAAUUCAGCGCGAUAGAACAAACGACGACAACAACAACAUCAACAACAGCGAUGACAUUACAUUCACCGUCUACGAUAGGCACGAUUGCAUCAGUUGUUAA